Chlamydomonas reinhardtii is the source of this 2345-nucleotide messenger RNA. RefSeq lists its product as uncharacterized. The coding region runs from base 139 to 780 and encodes 213 amino acids. The record is from RefSeq and is a predicted model, not a curated record. NCBI's taxonomy places the organism in Eukaryota, Viridiplantae, Chlorophyta, Chlorophyceae, Chlamydomonadales, Chlamydomonadaceae. The transcript is spliced from 2 exons.
GUAAAUCGCAAGUCAUAAAUCAUAGACUCUCGCAACUUCGCCCCCGACAUCUCUCCGAAAGGUUCCGACUCGCUUUGCACCUUGCGCGGUCCUCGUCGGCUAUCAUUUUGAUUACACCCAAAUCGGCGCAGCAGGCCAAUGGCGCUGGAAGCUGGAGUGCUGACUGUGACGGUGGAGGCAGCGCAUGACCUAAAAGACCCGGAAUGGGUCAGCAGGCAAGACCCCUACUGCGUCAUCUCCGUCGGCGGCCAGACCUUCCGCACGCGCACGGCCGUGGACGGCGGCCGAAACCCCGUGUGGAAUGAGACGUUCCGCUUUGACGUCGGCCAUGCACCUGACACUGGUGGCACGGCUGAGGUGGUGGAGGUGGUGGUCAAGGCUGACCAACUCGUGGAGCACGACGCCACCCUGGGCUCGGCGAGCAUCCCGCUGGCCACAGCACGGCAGACCGCCGGCACCGACUGUUACCACACGCGCGCCGCAAUCGUCAGCCCUCAGCACCACCGCGUGCACGGCGCGGUGUCGCUGGCGCUCCGUUGGGAUCCCGCUAGCAGCAGCUGCAGCGGCAGCGGCAGCGGCGAGCAAGUGCCGGCAGGUGAGCAGCCGUGCAGGGCGGCGCUGCCCAUGCCGCAGCAGCAGGGGCAGGACGACGCCCAGCAGCAGCAGCAGCAGCAGCAGCAGCAGCAGGGGCAGCAGCGCCACCACCACCACCACGGCGGCGGCACGCCACGCGAGCGAGUGGACGUGAUUGAGUUUGUGGAGCAACGCCCGGUGGCUUAAAGGAUUAAUUACAACCGGUGUACGGGUCAGUUCGCAGAAUGAAGGGCUUUUGUAGCGUGUUCGGGUCGAUGUGAGGCUUGGAGCACAGUUGUGCGUGGUGGUUGGGGGCGUUCUGGGCGACCGGCAUGCGCCGGGCGCUUGCAUUGCAUGAACGUCAGGGCUAAUGGAUGGCGUGUCGUGAUGGGAAAGCGUAAGGGGAUGGGGUCGACACCGCCCCACCAGGCGUGUGCAGUCGGCGCAGGAACACGUAUAAAGGGUGUCUGACACGCUUACGUCCUGCUGAACAUGGGUCGCACGCACGCACGUGGGAGCAACUUCAGCAGCGUCAUGAUGCAAUGUUAUGCAUGCCAUAUAGGUGUUUGCGAAAUUAUGUUUGUUAAUUAUGUGACUGCGUGGUCUGGGAAGGAGGGAGGCAAAUCAGGGAAUGCAAAGCGACAGGGCCCGACAGGGCGGGUAGGGAAACGUACGUACAGAGGUCAUCGUGCACUGCCGGACGCAGCAUCCUACUCCUCAAGACUUACGGGUUGUGUGUAAUGCAUGAAUCACAUAAAUCACGUGAGUACUGACGCGAGACUUAGCACCUACGGCCGGAGGAAUGCGUGGCGGCGGGCCGCCGGCGGUCAGGUUUGGCAGGUCUGCGCACAUUUCGUGCCAGCGCCUCCCUAGCUAGAAACUGACAUUCCGCUGCGUUUGCAAGUGCACAAGCAAUGCGGCCCAAGUAGAUAUAGUGCGUGUGUGAAAGUGCGCCGCCAUGACGGCAUGUGUUGCAUGGUUGGGUGUAAUGGGCAUUUGCGGCGAGACCGUACGGCAAUUGCCAGACGCGCUUGGGAAUCUGUCAGCUGGCAAGGCUGUCAGGAGCGAGGCUGUCAGCAGGAGGCUGUGAGUGCGACACGGAAUGUAACAGAUACAUGAGCACGUUCAAGCCAAUGCGAUGACAACUUCCUGACGGUGCAUACUGGUAUGCGGGAUGGCAGUGCGGCUGAAGAAGAGGUGCAGGGGCGGGCUGCACUCGACCGUAGCUGACCGUAGAUGGAUGUAGAUGAUGUGUCAGGGAAGACAGAAAGUAAGCUGGGGCGCAUGGGGCCAGGGUGGCGUAGUCCCGCAGUGUGCAGCGUAUUAUUCCCAGACCCCAGCAUUCGUUAGUCAAGUUGCGACGUCACGGCAGCAGGAGCGCGCGGCUGUUUGAAGUUCAAACACGCACCGGAGUUACUGUGCCGACGAGUCCGUCACUGGAUGGCGUGCUGGCAGGCUGGUACCGGCAGUUUGUUGAUGCGCAUUAGCCCCGCUGAGACAUAUUCGGCGAGCCAGCACCACACCCCUCCACGUUGCUUUGCCAAGUCUGGGUCAACAACGCGAGGCGUCUGGCCGUCUGGGUCUCGCGGCACGACUGGUGCGUGAGUGCCGGCAGGGUUACUGUCUGACCCUGGGACGUUACACCGGGUGACCGUCCGGGACAUGGGUCUGGUGCUAUGUGCAGCUAUCUCAGGUGCUAGUGAGGCUUCUGUCUGUGUGCCUCGCUGCGGGUUGCAUUGUCUGACACGAAUAAGUGUCACCCACUCUGGGAU